This is a messenger RNA of Cyprinodon variegatus (sheepshead minnow), 1096 nucleotides long. RefSeq names its product trypsin-like. Gene Ontology annotation, molecular function: serine-type endopeptidase activity. The record is from RefSeq and is a predicted model, not a curated record. Gene Ontology annotation, biological process: proteolysis. The transcript has 5 exons. The coding region runs from base 141 to 905 and encodes 254 amino acids. NCBI's taxonomy places the organism in Eukaryota, Metazoa, Chordata, Actinopteri, Cyprinodontiformes, Cyprinodontidae.
ACUUCCACUGUUACCAGAGAAGAAGGAAAAAGCAUCCUGGGCCGACAGAGAGGAGGCUGCUUGUCUGCCUGCAGCGAUUCAGCUAUUUCUAUAUAUAUAUACAUAUAUAUGUAUGAUCUCAGGUAACGUCCUUGUCUGCUAUGAUGAAGCUGCUUUUUGGUUUAUGGUCUGUGCUCCUGGAUCUAACCAUGUUCCACAGCCAAGCACUCAUGCAAAACCGCAUUAUAGGUGGCAAUGCAGCGGCACCAAACUCCAUCAGAUACAUGGUAUCGCUGCAGAGCACAAGCGGCCAACACUUCUGUGGGGGAUCACUAGUUCACAGGACAGAUCAGAUGAUGAUAGUGGCAGGGGACUACAAAUUAAAUGUCUUCGAGGGUACUGAGCAGUAUGCUAAACCACACAAGCUGAUCCCUCAUCCCCUGUACAACAGCAGCACCAACAACGCAGACAUCAUGCUCAUUAAGUUGCGCGCCCCUAUGGUUCUGAACAAGUUUGUCUCCCUGGCACCUCUCCCCAGACAGGGGACAGGUGUGGUCGAAGGCCACCCGUGUCAGGUGUCAGGAUGGGGCCACAAUGGUGUGGGUGGAGUCCAGGCCCCUGUUACGCUCCAGUCGGUCACAGUCCCCAUUGUGUCAGCCGCAAGAUGCAACAGCAGUGACUCCUUCGAUGGCAACAUCACGGCGAACAUGAUCUGCGCUGGCUCCCACUCUGGAGGAAAAGAUGCAUGCAAGGGCGACUCUGGCGGCCCGCUAGUGUGCAGGGGCCGGGUGUACGGCAUGGUGUCAUGGGGAUAUGGCUGCGGCGACGCCAGGUUCCCCGGUGUGUACACUGCUGUGUCCAGAUUCCGCCGCUGGUUAGACCAAACCAUCUAUGGACCACACCUGCGCUGUUUCGGAUACAGAUGAAGCUCUGAGACUUUCCUGUUACACUAAAAACAGCACAUGGUUUCCUCUGAUAUGUUAGUUUUAAUGGAAAGCUCUGUUCACCUGCCUCCUACUCUUGUAAUUCAUCUAAAGAUUUUUUGGACAAUAAAUAACACAAUUUAGAAAAUAGUAUAUAUGUAUUGUUCUUUAAAAAACAACAACAAAAAAGAAUA